Messenger RNA from Phytophthora sojae, 405 nucleotides. RefSeq lists its product as hypothetical. Bases 1 to 405 code for a protein of 134 amino acids. Lineage: Eukaryota; Oomycota; Peronosporomycetes; Peronosporales; Peronosporaceae. The record is from RefSeq and is a predicted model, not a curated record. The transcript has a single exon.
AUGCAGCUCUACCAUGCGAUCGCGCUGGUGUCGAUGCUCGCGCAGGCGUCGGCUGCCUCAACUUCAUCUUCAUCUUCGUCUUCGUCUUCUAACGAUUUGAACGGCUGGUACCCCUGCUCCGAGUCCACCUUCGCGGACGAAGGGGGAUCUGGCGACCUGGAUGCCGAAUGCGCCGUGUACACCGCGCCGCUGUGCUACCCUGGAAUCUGCGAGACCGCAGACUUUAUCGACUCGACUGUCGAUAUUUUCGUGAAGCGCGUGCCGGCUUUGACCGACCCCGACAGGGCGACCAACGUUUGGCUGAUGCAAGGCGGCCCCGGAGCUUCAUCCACUGCAAGUAAGUGCUGUCCGUCUUGGAUUAAUUACCGCUAUCGAAUAGAUAAACUAACGUUUAUUUUUUUGUAG